This is a messenger RNA of Procambarus clarkii (red swamp crayfish), 921 nucleotides long. The record is from RefSeq and is a predicted model, not a curated record. NCBI's taxonomy places the organism in Eukaryota, Metazoa, Arthropoda, Malacostraca, Decapoda, Cambaridae.
UUUAUAUUUCCGUCGAGAUGAAGCCCACAGGUGAGACACUAACAAGAAAGCCACCUGAUCACCAUAUAGAUGAUAAACUCGAGUCAAAACAACCAUACGCGAAGACUCGAGGAGAAGAUCGAACCAUCCACGUGAGGCUCCGGUUCGAUCUGCUGGAAAAGGCGGAGCCGCGGGAAAACCUCUGGGUUCAGACACCGAGCAAGCAGCGCUGGAAACCACGGCUGGGUCUGCCUCUAUGGGGCCAUGAGGACUACUCUCCCCAGUUAAGUCUCCAAGCGAGUCAGGACCUGGAGCAACAGCUCCUGCUGAAAUGCAUUGACCCCGACGGCCUCGCAAUCGGGGAAGGGCACUACAUACACAGGAAGGCGCCUGGACCAAGCCGGCACGAAGAGGUCCACCUCGGGGUGCCGUCCAGCAAGGCUAAAGGAAGGAGUCGGCGUCGACCGUCCAUUCCGUGGAAAGGUGGAAUGAAACGAGACAGGCUGUUGGCCAGGACGUCGGACACUCCCCGCAUGUGAACAGCCAGGAGAGCUAAACCCUAAGAACUCAGCAGACAAGUCACCCGAACCGACCAGCGCCAAAGAGCAAAAGACUGCAUCGAACCCCCCCUGUUCAGACAAUGAACCACUGGAGAGCAGUCCAAAUGGAGCUGGAUCGUCAAUCCGUGGGUGACCCAUCCUUCCGCAGCGCAAACCACACUGCUGCGAACUCCCGCAUCAUGCUGUGGGCCUGACAGAAGGAUGGACCUCACCGCCCCUGGCCGGCCUGGUAAGCACUGGUCACAAAGCGCCAGCCGUGAGACGACGUGUCCGUGAACACAUCGAGUGAGGGCUCGGGCAGGCGCAAAGGCACUGACCCCUGAAAAAACCCGAAAAGGAAGCCGGUGACGCAGCAGCCGACGCAAGGCCCCCAGGGUCCGAA